GGUUCUGAGGGCUGUGGUGGUGAUCCCGGACCCACUGAACCAGCAGUUUGAUGUGUAAUAUGGAGAUGGGUGUUCUGGAAAGAAGAGCUCAAACAGCCAGAAGGAGCUUCUUCAGCCUUUGCUCGUGAAUCACGGAUCUUUAUCUGCAGAUUGAGUGUUGGGUUUUACCAUUUCUGGGCGUCACCACCAACUGCAGUAGUUUCUCUUUUGUUAAUGUUUCCGCUUUAUAUUUUUAGCGACGCCACGAAGUGCAGAAUCUGCUUUGGAUUCUGCAGUCGGUGAGGGCUGAGCUGAAGAAAGCGAGAGAUCAUAGAAAUUGAACUGCACGUUGCAUCACCGUUGACAGAUCUAACAUCUCCAGGAACAACAAUGGAAGAGUUAAACAAGCUGCGUUUGCAGGAAUGGAAUGAAGAUCAUGUGAAAACCUGGUUAAAAUGUAUUGGGAUCAAAGAUGCACACGUCCAGGUAUUGUACGAGGAAGAAGUAACUGGAGCUGUGCUUGAAGUGAUUGACGAAGACUUUCUUAAAAACCUGCAAUUAAAAGGAGGUCAAAUCAAGCUGAUUUUGAAAAGAAGAAAUAUACUGUUGAACAGUCAGAGAUUAGAAAUAGCUGAUUGUAGCAAAAGGGAAGGAAAGGAUGGAGGAGACUUUUCCUCAGUACAAAACAAGCAGCAAAAGGUUCCUACUCAGAUGCCCCAGACAAAGAAUAUAGUCAGCGAAGUGAAAAGCAAGCACAACAUCACUGAGUUAGCAUCAGAUGAAGCUGAGAGUUCUGCUGCUUCACAGCCUACUGGUACGAGUGAGGACCAAAAUAUUGUGGUGGAACAUCCAUCCUCCAGUCAGUGCAAACCUUAUCCAUUUGGCGAGAACAUUAUAGAAUUUAAGUACGUAAGAAACCGAGUUCUUCCACCAGAAACUGGUGUCAUAGAUUUAAUUUGUCCGUGUCAUGAAUAUAAAUCUCUUGACAACGCUGUAAAGCUGGACAGACUAAAACUACAAAUAAAGUUUGCACGUGAAGUUAUCAGAUUUAGUUCUGGGUGCAUGAAUAUGCGAACCAAUGGUACAAUACAUUUUGGGAUCAUGGAUAGGCAAGAAAGCUCGGCGUACACACAUGGUGAAAUAAUUGGUGUACCUGUAAAAGAUCAAGACAUCUAUGUCGAUGCUUUAGAUUUGAUAGACAGAUGCUUCAAGCGUUAUUCAGACGAUGCAAAACUUUCCAUUCGACCACCCAGAUUUGUAGAAGUCAUCAGCAGGGAUGGGGGUGAGAAAAGAUUUGUUAUUGAGGUUGAUGUGAAACCGUUAAUAGACAUUGUGAGGAACAAAAUUUACAGAGUUCGACUUCCAAAUUUUAGUGAAAACAAAAACAAAAUAGAAUUUGAUAAGCUCUACAGAAUCUACAGAAGAAGUGGAGCGAACACUGAGCCAAUCAGUGAAGAAGACCAGGAUGACUUUAUUUCAAAUGUGCAGGUUAGAGACAAAAUAAGAGAAGAAGCUGAGAAUAGAAAAGAGCCCGGGAAUAACCUUUGUGACGACCAAGGAAGAAAGUUAAAACUCCUUCUAACUGGUGGCAAGAAAUACAUGAAUAACAGCCUAUGGUAUGUAAUAGUCACUAACAAAUGCAGACCAGAGGAUUUAGAGAAUUUAGAUUUCUUGUUGGACAUUAAGAUAUUUUGUGUUUUUGACUUUGAUCCUGAUUCUAAAACCGAUGGCUUUUGCAAGCAAUACCUGGAACACCAUACAGCAAAUACUCACUUCUUACAAGACUAUGCUAAUGAUGGUAACAGCACCAGUGACUUCGCAAGUCGCUUGUGCUUAUUUGAUCAAACUAGUUGGAUAUUUUGCAAUGGCCGCAAUGAUUUUGAUGGGGAUGAAAAGCCAUGUGAUGUGAGUACAUGGGUGACGAGCAGAAAGAAGCACUUGAAAAGAACAGUGUCUGUGAUUUGCAAUGAUAUUCUGCCAAAUGGUUCUUUUGUUGUGCUUUUUCUGCUGUUGUCACCAAUAGAGCAGCCAAUAGUAGACACCUUCCAUGAAUUCUAUGCAGAAAUGAAUGGCAGAAAUGACAUUAUAUGUAUUGCAGAGUGUGACAAAAAUCAUCAAAAAUGGGCAAAUCUUGCACAGGUCUCCUGCAGUAUUGAGACUAUUAACGAAAUGAGUAUUGUUGGAAUGAAACUUAGUCAUGUAAAUGACACAGUCAAGAGUAUGCAGCCAAUAUCAAAGCAGAGUGGCAGAUACUUACAAGUGUCUACAAAAGCCAUGUGUUUACUCAAAACAUCAGAUGAAGAAAGAAUGUCAUCUCUUGAGAUAUUGUGUGUGAAUCAGUGUGAAGAUUACAAAAUUGAUCCACAGGAUUCUGAGUGGAAAAUAAAAAUCACAGAGAUAGAGAGUGACUUCUAUCGUGGAGGCAAAGUCAAGUGGCUGAAUUUCUUCCUAGGAGAAAAAAAUUUUUGUGAGGAUGUUAUACAGCGGGAUGCUUACACUGAUGCGGCUAGGAUUGUAGAUGGAAUUAUGGUCAAUGGUCAGACAGUGAAGCGGUCAGUUAGCACAGUCCACAUAUUUCAUCAUUCAGGCAGUGGAGGAAGCACCGUAGCCCGACAGAUUGUGUGGAAUUUUCGGACGAAGCUGCGAUGUGCAGUUGUCAAGCAGUCAUAUCAAGCCGCAGUAGUCUGUCAGCAUGCCAUCCAACUGCUUGAGUAUGAAGAAAGUGAUAUCGAUCAGUGUAUCCCAGUGCUGCUGUUGGUUGAAGACUCUGAUGAAGACUACCUUGAUAAGAUUAAGCAGGAAUUAGGAUUUGCGAUCACAUGUAAAACAGAUAAUACUAUGAGAACCUUCUUCAUUCUUUUGAACUGCAGAAGAUCCCAUAACCCUGAAAAACAGUGCAAGAACAGACCCCUGGAAACAGUUGCUGUGACCCACAAGCUCACUCAGCAAGAAAAGAGAUCAUUUUCUGCUAAACGUAAACAACUGGAGAAACAGUUUGAGCCGGAGUUCAUACUGACAUUUGUUCUACUUAGUGACGAAUUUCCGAAGGACUACAUCGAAAAUGUUGUGAAACACUUUUUGGAAGGUAUUGACCACUCUUCUCUUGCCACUCAGUUGAUAAAAUACGUUGCUUUGCUGAAUGACUACGUGCCCAAUUCAAGCAUUUCACUAUCUCACUGUGAGGCAUUUUUGGGACUUGGUCCUCAAGUAAAUCAUCUGCGCCAGCACUGUUUCGAAUCUUCCUUGACUGACCAGGCGCGUCUUUUGUUUAUACACUUCAAUGACGAUAGCACUGAGAUACGCUCUGUACGAAUAGUACAUCCGCUGGUAGCAAAGGAAGUACUACAGCAGUUGUCACAUCAGCCUCUGAGUCAAAUUGCGAUGAAACUUCUCCAGGAAAAGGCAUUUUUCAAACACCGAUUUGCCAGAGAUGAGUUCUACAAAUCCAUCAGAAACUUGUUCUUACAACGUCACAAAAGAAGUAGAGGUGACAGCGCUGAUACGUUUUUUUCACCACUUAUUGAAGAUAUUCGCAAUAAAGAGAAAACUCCAGAAAAGGCAGUGGAAGUUUUGACACAAGGGUAUGAAAGUUUUGGGAAAGAUCCAUUUUUUGCACAGCAGCUUGCAAGACUACAAUACACACAGGAAAAUUUUAGCGAAGCCAUACUGUGGGCUGAAGAUGCAAGGAAGCAGUUACCAUUCAAUUCGUAUAUUCUGGACACUGAAGGGCAAGUGUACAGAAAAAAGCUCUUUUUGAAAUUUGAUAUAACACGUUGUCAAAGUGAAGUGGUUACUCCUGAAUUGCUGAAAGAACCAAUAGAAAUAGCCCUAAAAGCAAUUCGGUGCUUCAGAGCUGCUCAAAGGGCAUCUCAGUCAGAGUUAGAUUCUAUAAAUAACUCUGGUUUUGUAGGUGAAGUAGAAGUUGGAUGUCAUCUGCUGCAACUUCUUUCUCUGCUGAACAUCUUUUCAAAAGACGAGGAUGGGUGCUACAAAAAAUUAGUACAUUACCUGCUGGGCCAAGAGAUUCCUGAUGAAAUUCAAAAACCCUGGAGAAGCUUCCACGGCCAAUUGAAGGGCCUGCAAAAAGGAAUGUAUGAAGCACUUGAAUGGAUAUCUGAAGAUAUUAGCUAUUUUCAAACAGACAAAACUGACGACGAUGAAGAGGAAAAGAGCAAAAUAGAAGAACAUUUGCACAAUCCUAGAAAAUGGUUGACGAAAAAAGCAUCAGUAUAUGCACGCUUCUUUGCCUGCGAUUUUGCAAAACUGGAAGAAGACUUACCCCAGGAAUUCAGUUCUUUGUCUCCGUUGGUAAGACGCCUUCAAAUUUACAAGCUUGGUGGUGGAAAUGUUACAAUGAUUCUUUCACAGUUGUCGGAUCAGAAGAUUGCUCGAGCUGUUCAAAAAUUGGAAGAGAUAAUCUCCCUGUAUUCCGAAAAUCCUCAAAAAGAAAAACUGGAACUAACUGAUCUUAUUAACUACAUUAUGUGUCAUAUCACACUGAAUUGUGUUGCACCAGGGUCCCCAAAACUGGUAGAUUACCGGAAAUUACGGGACCUGAGUCUGCGAUUUCAGAAAGAAAAAGAGCUGAACAAUUCAAAUGCCUGCUUUUUACUUACACUGUUGUUUUGGCCAGAUGAAAUCUGUGACAAAGAAUCCAGUUCGGAUAAAGAGGCCAUCUUGAAGACAGCACUUACAACAAUGAAAAAAUUGUACGAAAACAAAAUUAAGAAUGUAGCACCAAGGAAAAAGCGACUCUACACUCCCUUCUUCUUAGGAAAUGGAUUUGGACUUCACAAGUUCAUUCACAAAAGUACACUUGAAAAGCUUUCGGAUAGAAGCCUAAACGAAAGAAGAUUGAAGUGGCUGACUGGUGACGUGUGGAGGAAUCCCAAUAUCAUCAAGAAAUUGAAGCGUGUAAACGGAUGGACUGAAAAGGAAAACCUUUUUGUACGUGGUCAUUGCAAACAAAGCAAGAUCAGUAUCUUGCCAUUGCAUUUUGCUUCCAUGCCUCAUGGCAAUGAGAAUGUAACCUUUUGCCUGGGGUUUACAUUCAAUGGAUUUGUUGCUUAUGAUAUCAAAGUGAAAGCUUAAACUGGAAAACUCAUAUCUAUGCUACAUUUCCUCUAAUUGCUCGCUACAUUUGGUUUUGGUUGGUUUCAGUUAUAGAAUCAUAGAAUUAUCCAGCACAAAAAGAGGCCAUUCAGCC
Messenger RNA from Callorhinchus milii (elephant shark), 5185 nucleotides. RefSeq names its product sterile alpha motif domain containing 9 like (gene samd9l). Gene Ontology annotation, molecular function: protein binding. NCBI's taxonomy places the organism in Eukaryota, Metazoa, Chordata, Chondrichthyes, Chimaeriformes, Callorhinchidae. The transcript has 3 exons. Bases 370 to 5070 code for a protein of 1566 amino acids. Gene Ontology annotation, cellular component: cytoplasm. The record is from RefSeq and is a predicted model, not a curated record.